AUGCCCGUACGCGCGUGUACCGAGCCCGCGACAAAGCAACGUAUCGCUGAAUGGGACACGGGAAAGGAUCCAGAAGAUGUGAUGGACGACGAAUGUUUCGCAUGGUUCAUGUUGGCGUACCAGGUGGACCCGCUAGCGUUAGAUUCCCUGAAGAGACAAAUCAAGGCGGUGGUAGUAUUCGACAUGUCCAUCACCGACGCCGAUCCGCGCAUCGGCAUGCUGGACGGCAUGUCAUCGGCCAUCCGUCGCAACUGUCAAGAUUGGGUGAUUCGGGAAGAGAGCGCUGCCAUCGUCAAGAUUAUUGUGGAUGACAUCAAACCGACGACAUUGCAUCGAGCGCUGUGCGAGUUUGCAGUCGGUCACGAGCGUUACGUCGGUUACGAAGAAGAAUCGAAGCCGAGCGUCACUCCCGACGCGCCAAAGACGACGCAAAGCGGCAAAGGAGCUACAAGGCCGGGUGGACUCCUGUCGAGGCGGCAAGUGCGGAACUGUCCUGCGGUGGCCAAGGACGAAGCUGCAGCUUUCGUGAAGAGCCAUGCCAAAACACUGGCGCAACGGCGCGGGGACACCUCGUGGAAGUCCCAAGAUAGUCGUGUCGCGACGAUUCGCAACGCGACCGCUACAUCUGUGAGCGCAUCACUGCUAAACUCCGGAGCGGAUCUGAAGGUGGCGUCCGGCGGGCUUGUGUCGGCGCUGCUAGCAGUUGGUGCAUCGUCGGAGAUGUUCGAGAUGGGAUCGAUCAACCUUCAGCGCUAUGGAAAGGACAGUCGUCCCAUCAAGGUGACCAAACAAGUUCGCCCGAGACGCAUAGAGUUUCAAACAGCCUAUGGUCCGCUGUUGCUUCGCGGGCUGCUAUGGGUCGAUGAGACGGUUCCAGCAGUCGAGCUGAGCUGGAAAUACGCUGUCUGGAAUUAUUCGGAGGAGUCAAGGGUGAUGCCAAGCACAGUUAUGCAUCGGACGCUGCGGUUCGGCCAUGUAGACGACGACAUCGACGAGGACGAAGGGAUGUGCUACGCAAGACCUGACCUCAGUGGAUCGGCUGACACGGCGCAAGUGAAAUCCCUCCUAGCGUCCAAGGUCGACGCUGCAUCACGGAAGCAUUUUUUUUCACACGAAGGAGUAAAAGUCCCCUCGAUGACGCCCGCCACUGUGAGGAUGUGUUUCCUGUCAACUUUGGUCGCGACCCCCUGUGUGAGUCGAGCCGUUCAAGGUUCAUGUGAAGCUGGGAGCAACGCUGUGAAGUCUGGCCUGCGAAGUUAUCCCCCGACGCAUAUGGCAUUUUUGGAACAGCACGUGCGGGAUUUGGAAGUAUCUGGUCUAGUUUGCCGCAACACACGAUCACGCUGGGCAGCAGCGCCAAGAAUCGUUCCGAGGUUGGUCCCAGGCUGGCUUGACGACCUGUUGGGAUACGCCGCCACUACUGAGGAUCUGCUGCUGCUGCGACGCGUAAUUGAAAUAUGCCAAGCGUACGUUCUCUUGUGUGCGUUUUACACGACAAAGACAAUCUGGUGUGGAAAAGAAAUUUCCGAGGUGUCGUACACGUUCUUGACCGGGUCCAGGGAAUUUCUGUGUGCAACAAAUUGGAUGCGUGCGAACAUCCCAAUGUACACCGAAUUGGUUGCACCUCUGGCGAAGCUUGUCGACAUUGCUGCAAAAGCCGACGACUCACAAAAAAACGACUCUUGCGCGGUCAAGUUAACGCUGCGUCGUUUGGUUCCGUUGGCCCACCCUGAUCCCGAAAAGAUGGUGUACCUAUACACUGACGCAAGCGAGAAGUUUUGGGGGGCAAUCGCUAAGCCAGUAUCGGGCGAGGAGUUGGCACUGCCUGCGCCAGAGCUGCGCCACGAACCUUUGGCGUUUUUGAGUGGAGGCUUCUUUUUCCACGAUCGCUGGCCGAUCGUGGAAAAAGAAGCGUUUGAGGUGUUCGAGUCUUGUAAACGUCUGGAGUACCUCCAGAUACGCCCGGGAGGUUUCCGACUGUUUACCGACCAGCGCAACCUUGUGUACAUGUUCAACCCGCUGGCAUCGAGCACGGGUAUGGCCAAGUACCAGGCCCACAACCUACGACGUUGGGCUCUCACGAUGUCGACGUUUCCUGUCAAGGUGAUGAACCACCUCAUUGUACGUCAGUUGGAAACAUUGUGCAGCGAAGCAUCCCUUGCGUUGAAGGAGUACGACCCCAGCAUCACCGACCGAGUUGCCAAGCCCGAUGCGACAGGGUGCUGA
This is a messenger RNA of Aphanomyces invadans, 2226 nucleotides long. RefSeq lists its product as hypothetical. Bases 1 to 2226 code for a protein of 741 amino acids. The record is from RefSeq and is a predicted model, not a curated record. NCBI's taxonomy places the organism in Eukaryota, Oomycota, Saprolegniomycetes, Saprolegniales, Verrucalvaceae. The transcript is spliced from 11 exons.